AGAUUGCUAUAUAUAUAUAUAAUCACCAGGGUUUUCUCUCCGUCGUGCUGCUAAACGUUUCCUUUCGUUUCUUUUAAACGCCUCUGUCGCACUGCUUCUCCUGCAGCUUCACCGUUGGAGGUGUGCCGUUUUUGGAUUGAAGGUGAAGUCGGCAGCAACAACACAAAAAGUCCCUCCCACGCAUUCGCUGCGGUAGCGCUGUUGUUUCCUCGGCCUGUUCGCGCAGCGCUGCAAAUACCGCCCCCCCCCCCUCCUAAAAGAGAAGCACACAUUUUCCUUAUCUCUACACUUAUUUCUUAGGUCCUGCAAAGGAGUGAUGUCCGCGGCAUCGUCGCCGACGUCGUUUCGCACAGAGAGCGACGGCUUCUUCACCAACGCCGAGAAAGAAGAGUUUCACUACACCGUCUUUGCCCCUUCCCGUACCGCGCCACCACCUGCGGAGACGGAUGGAAGUGUUCCCGUGCUGCUGUGCGUCCAUGGUGCUGGCAUGAGUGGCGACUGCUUCUUUCGGCUGGCGCGUGAGCUGCAACGGCGCAGUGAGGUCUCCAAGGAUGAUCAGGUCUCUUCACCGCUGCCUCCGCCGGCGUCCAGUGGCAAAGGACUGCCACCCAUGUCGGAGUCAGCGUCCUUGGCGAUGGAGGCGGUCGCCGAGGUGCGUGGCGAUGACAUGGACAUGCACAUUCUCACCUACGAUAUGCGCUGCCACGGGCAGUCUACCUUCGCCGGUGGAGAGAAUCACCUCGACAUGGAGGUGCUGAUGGAGGACUUCUUGAACUUUCUCCGGUACGCCAAGGAAGAGCUGUUUCCCAACAGCCACUUUUUUCUUCUCGGACACUCCCUCGGCGGAGCGGUGGUCGCGCGUGCGCUGAGCGGCAACAAAGCGGCACAGAAGCGCGUCUCGGGUUUUCUCAUGGUGGACACUGUCGAGGGCACCGCGCAGAUGUCGCUGGCACACAUGUCGGACUACCUCAAGAGGCGGCCCAGCUAUUUUCCCGCUGUGGACGAUGCCGUGGCGUGGUUCCUGCACUUCGGUGGGAUGCAAAGCGCGCAGGGCGCCGCGGUAUCCGUCCCGCCGCUGUUGAAGCAAAAUCCCACAACAGGACAGUGGCACUGGCGCACGGACCUGCACAAAAUGGAGGCGGUGUGGGGAGGGUGGUUCAAGGGCCUGGACGACGCCUUUGUGUCGCUGCCGUGCGCCAAGAUGCUGUGCACGGCAAACGCGGAGCGUCUGGACAAGGCGCUGACGGUGGCGCAGAUGCAAGGGAAGUUUCAGUUUGAGGUGAUCGGAAACGGCUGUGGGCACUACGUGAUGGACGAUGCAACGGCCACGUUGGCGGCAAAGGUGCGCCGUUUUGUGAAGCGAAAUGAACUUCUCGCGCAGAAGCUGCGAUAUUUGAACAUGACAGUUCCAAAGGACUACUUGUCCACCACGACGACCGCGAAGCCACCUAAUUGA
Molecule: messenger RNA, 1456 nt
Organism: Leptomonas pyrrhocoris
Lineage: Eukaryota; Euglenozoa; Kinetoplastea; Trypanosomatida; Trypanosomatidae
Exons: 1
Coding region: 317-1456 (379 amino acids)
Biological process (GO): protein demethylation
Molecular function (GO): protein methylesterase activity
Source: RefSeq, a predicted model, not a curated record